AUGGCGUCGCGCGGGAACUUGAGCGACUGUCGCUCAACUUCUCACGACACCCUGCGAAGCGGCAUUCCAUCACCGCGCAUCGCACACUACGAUGGCGAAGUCCCUCCGGCACUGUCGCCCCUGGAUGCAUUCGCUGCUCAGGGCCGUUUCCUCGCCAAACAACUGGAUGAAUCCCGGCGACGAGACCGGCGCAUGAGCCGACUGCCCCCUUCCAGCGUCGCCCGAUCGUUGUCCACCCCCGCCCCGGCUAUUUCCGCUCUCCGUCGAGCGAGUCCCAGAGCACACCCGGAUGUAGAAGAGCCCAAGUACCGACCCGUCUCGGAGCACCCCCGCUUCAGCUCUGUCUCGCAUGCCAGCAGCAAUGCCGACUCGUACGACGACGAUUCUACACCGCGGACGACGAUGGUGCGCGCCACCUCGAGUAUCUACGAUUUACCCCGUGCGGAGUCACCUGAAGAUGACCCAUCGCUAGCCAGCGGCGCGGCAGGCGGUUCAGUGGGAACGGUGAUGGACGACCCCUCGCGCGAGUCGUCGACCGACUCUGUAUCGCGACUGCAUAUCCCACGCACCCUUGCGCCACCAGUGUCCCCGCAUUCCCGCCCAUCAAGUAGCGCCAGAGCGGAGCGGGAGAGCUCUGAUGACGACUAUAGCAGCUCGAAUGCCGGAUCCACGUUUUCCAAACCACGCAAAUUGUCCUCGGGCAGUGCGGUAUCCAUACCAUACUCGCCCAUGUCCACCUAUCCUGCCCGGAUGCAUCCCCGUUCACCAUCGCUGAGUUCUGAAACUUCGGCCACUGGCCAUCUGCCCCGACCCUCGUUCAACUUCUCUCGGCCUUUGAGUCGAUCUAGCACCAGCCUGUCCGCUCCCGGCCCGUUUGCCACUUCGGAGCUGACCCAAACACCACCAGCGGCUGCUGUUCCUCACUCACAGCAGCAUCGGUGGGACCGUCAGUCAGCUCAUAUGCAUCGGCCGAGCAAGCCGUCACCAAUUCUGGUGCCAUUGGCGACCGAGGAAGCGGCUGCCACUCAAGCAGAGGAAGGGGAACCUUCUUCUGCCGUAUCAUCGUAUGUAUAUGCCAAAUAUUCACUGCCGCGUGGCCGCAUGGUCUCACGAGACUCGGUCGUUUUCGCUGGCCUACAAACACCCCAUUUCGAAUGGCAAGAACCGUUGUUUGAGAAUUCUCCGCCCGGGCAUUCAGAGGAGCCACCGCGCUCCGCAAGGACGCCGCCCCCUCACACCCCCGUUUCCGCUCCGACCCCGGCGCCAGUCAAUGAGACUAAGCUGGCACCACCGGCGCCUGUUUCACCACCCAGAGCUGCUCCAGCUCUUCCGGUGGUCACACCUCCCCGACCAUCCACCGAGUCUGCUCGACUACCCCGGCCGUCGACGGAGUCUACUCGACCAAGGACCAGUGACAGAGACGAGACCGUCUCAUCUGCGGACUCGGCCAGUACGCUUCGCCCGCAGACAGCCACAACGCAGGCCACCCAGACUCCCGCAACGGCCCUCACAGCUGACGAUCAUGUCACCAAGGGUAUUGAGCUGCACGAGGCCGGCUCGCUGAACGAGUCGACCUACCACCUGCGCAUUGCCGCUAAGCAGAAUAAUCCCACCGGUAUGCUGCUUUAUGCGCUUGCCUGCCGCCAUGGAUGGGGCAUACGGCCGAACCAGCAAGAAGGAGUACGGUGGUUACGCAAGGCAGUGGAUUCCGUUGGCUUGGAAAUGCUCGAGAACCCCGACGCCCCAGGUGCCUCCAAGGCCAAGGAGUUGCAAAAGGCGUAUCGGGCCCAGUUUGCACUGAGCAUCUACGAGCUGGGUGUCAGCCACCUGAACGGCUGGGGUAUCGAGCAGGAUAAAUCCUUGGCUUUGCGCUGCUUUGAGAUUGCCGGUCAAUGGGGUGAUGUGGAUGCCAUGGCAGAAGCAGGUUUCUGCUACGCCGAGGGCGUGGGCUGUAAGAAGGAUAUGAAGAAGGCUGCUCGUUUCUAUCGUGAGGCUGAGUCCAAGGGUAUGAACAUGGUUGGAAACAGCUGGAUCUACAAGGACAAAUACAUGGCUGACGAUGAACGUCGUGGUGGUCGCGCGCGCGGACGGACUGUCAGCAGCGACAAGAAGCCGCGCAGCAAAUCUCGCACCCGCAGUCUCUUCCAGCGCAAGAAGUCUGUUCCCGAGGCAUAG
This is a messenger RNA of Penicillium daleae, 2175 nucleotides long. Its product is annotated as tetratricopeptide repeat protein. The record is from RefSeq and is a predicted model, not a curated record. The coding region runs from base 1 to 2175 and encodes 724 amino acids. Gene Ontology annotation, molecular function: protein binding. Lineage: Eukaryota; Fungi; Ascomycota; Eurotiomycetes; Eurotiales; Aspergillaceae. The transcript is spliced from 4 exons.